Emiliania huxleyi CCMP1516 is the source of this 2466-nucleotide messenger RNA. RefSeq lists its product as hypothetical. Gene Ontology annotation, molecular function: ATP binding; microtubule binding; microtubule motor activity. The record is from RefSeq and is a predicted model, not a curated record. Gene Ontology annotation, biological process: microtubule-based movement; mitotic spindle organization. Lineage: Eukaryota; Haptophyta; Isochrysidales; Noelaerhabdaceae. Bases 1 to 2466 code for a protein of 821 amino acids. The transcript is spliced from 15 exons.
AUGAGCAAGCCGCGCACUCGCCCUCGCAGCAGCGCCAGCCGGCCGGGCGUGCGUGCGGCGCCUGCGAUCGACGAGGCGUCGUCGCCUCGCGGGCCAGACGACCACCGUCUCAUGGUCGGCGUGCGCGUGAGGCCGCUCUCGGCGGCCGAGUCGGCCCGAGGCGCGGUGGACUGCCUGUCCGUCACAGAGGGCAACAAGGUCUUCGCGCGCGACCCGGACGAGAAGAUGGGCGGCCGCGACUACCUCCGGCUGCAGCAGUUCAACGACCACGCGUACCAGUUUGACGCGGCGUUCGGCCCAGAGAGCGGCUCGAGCGAGGUGUACGCGCGGCUGGUGCGGCGCGUCGUCACCGCCGUGAUCGACGGCUACAACGGCGCCUGCUUUGCAUACGGCGCGACGGGCUCCGGCAAGACGCACACGAUGCUCGGCCAGCCGCAGGCCUGCAAUAGUAGAAGAGAGGAAGAAGAGCCGGGCGUGAUGCCGGAGGCAGUGGAGGAGUUGAUGGCGGCGGCGCUGCGGGACGACGACUUCGACUACAAGUUCGGCGUCUCGUACGUCGAGAUCUACAACGAGAAGGUCAAGGACCUGCUCAACCCGGACUCACAGGCAGACCUCGAGGUGAGGGAGGACGCCAAGCACGGCACGCACAUCCAGGGCGCCGUCGAGCUCGCCGUCGGGUCGGCCGCCGAGAUCAUGGAGCACAUGCAGCGUGGCUCGGUCUACCGCACGACCGAGGCGACCAACUGCAACGAGGUCUCCUCCCGCUCGCACGCCGUCCUCCAGGUCACCGUCAAGGCCGUGCAGCGGUACGGAGAGGGAGGCGGCUCCAAGCGGCGCCUCGCCAAGCUGUCGCUGAUCGACCUCGCCGGCUCCGAGAGAGCGUACAAGACCGACAACCGCGGGCAGCGGCUCGUGGAGGGGCGCAACAUCAACCGCUCCCUCCUCUCCCUUGCCAACUGCAUCAACGCCCUCGCCGACCGCACGCGCAAGGGCGCGCACGUGCCGUACCGCGACUCGAAGCUGACUCGCCUACUCAAGGACUCGCUCUCGGGCACGUCUGUCGCCGCGAUGCUCUGCGCUGUCUCUCCGUCGUCGGACCAGUACGAGGAGACGCUCAACACGCUCAAGUGUCGAUGGCGGGUGUGCGGCGCGCCCUCGACGACUUGGCGGCAGGACGUGCCUCGCGCGAGCCCCGAGGUGCACGCCGCGUACGUGCAGCUCGACAACAUGGAGGCGGACGAGCUGGCGGCAAUCUCGGAGGAGUCGGCGGUGCUGUGGCGCGAGCAGCAGUCGAUCCUCGCUGAGCUGGCCAGCGCGCAGCACCGCGCGAAGCUCGCGCAAGUGUCGAUCGCUUGGCUCGAGGCGGCGGGCGAGGCGGCGGAGGGCGAUGCGGCGGGCGAUGCGGCGGGCGAUGCGGCGGGCGAGGGCUCGCUCCGCCUCUCCAGCCCGCCCGACGCCACCGGCGCCGGCGGGCAGCUGAGCGCGCCGUUGCUGCGCGCUGCGGUGGCCAAGGAGCUCGAGGCGAUCUCGCGGCUGCGCGGUGAUCUGGCGAAGGUGCGGGACGCAGUCUCGCAGCUCCAGGCUGAGAUCCCGAAGCGAGUGGUCUCGUCGCAACGCCUCUCGAUGCUGCGCCUCGCCGUCCGGCAGCAGGAGGCCGCGACAGAGUCCCUCCGCUUCAAGGGCCAGGCGCGUAACAAGGUGGCGCUCGUGCGGGAGGUGCUGCGUGUGUGGCACGCCGCCGUCCCUCCGCCACUGCGCGAGCUGCUCCUCUCCGUCUUCGAUUUGCAGCUCGUCGGCCCCGACUCGGCCGCACUCCUCCCGCCCGGCGAGGCGCACCCCAACGGCAGCGGCGGCAGCCUCUCGGACUCCACGCUCGCCUCCGACUCUACCCUCGCCGAGCCGCUCGACGCGCUGCUCGGACACGUCCGCGACGCGUCCCGGCCGCUCGACGGCGAGCGCGGGCGCGUCGGCGACGCGUCCGCGCCACCGCCGCGCCGGCCCACCCACCCCUCCUCGCGCCCUGAGGCUGCGGGUGGGCCGGCGGCGGCUUCCGCCCACCCGCUUGCGGGCGGGCAGGCUGAGGGGCUGGCGGAGCCGUACGUCCUCGGCGCCGACGGCACCGCGUCGCCGUGGCGGACCUUGGGCGCGCUGGCCAUCAAGGCCGCCUUCGGCUCGGGCGAGUGCGGUGGGCGCGACGCGUGGGAGAAGGCGCGGCUCGGGCUGCAGGGCGCGCGCGAGUCGCGCCAGAGCUUGCUGUCUCUCGUCGACCAGGCCCACUCGCCGACCACCGAGCGCCUCGCCGUCGCCCGCCCCCCGCGGCUCCAGUCCAUUGUCGAGGCGGCAGACGGUGCGCAAGUGGCGGCGAGCGGCGGCGGCGGCCGCCGCGGCUGCGGAAGCCGUGGUGAUGUCGGCGUCUGUGGCUGCUGCGGUGUCGGGCGCGACGACCCCGGCGUCGGCUGCCGGUGA